AUGGUGAGGCUUGUGCUACCUAAUCCGAGCUUGGAGAAUAGGAUAACGACACUUGACGAACUUGAGACCAUUGAAAAAGAAGAGGAAGCAUCAAGACCCAAAUGGGACAACAAGGCUCAGUACAUGCUAACCUGCAUCGGAUUUUGUGUGGGGCUAGGAAAUGUGUGGCGAUUUCCUUACCUCUGUCAGAACCAUGGAGGAGGAGCUUUCAUGAUCCCAUUCCUCAUUCUGCUGGUCCUGGAGGGUAUCCCCUUGCUUUUUCUGGAGUUCGCCAUUGGACAAAGGCUAAGGAAGGGCAGUGUUGGUGUCUGGACCUCUAUCCAUCCUGCCCUUAAGGGAGUUGGCAUUGCCUCCAUGUUUGUCUCCUUUAUGGUAGGCUUCUACUACAACACCAUCAUCGCCUGGGUCAUGUGGUAUUUCUUCAACUCUUUCCAAGAUCCCUUGCCUUGGAGCACUUGCCCACUCAACCAAAACAAAACAGGUUAUGUAGAGGAAUGUGCCAGGAGUUCUUCGGUGGAUUAUUUUUGGUAUCGAGAAACUUUAAAUAUUUCUACGAGCAUCAAUGACUCAGGAUAUAUUCAGUGGUGGAUCUUGCUAUGUUUGACGUGUGCUUGGAGUGUCCUUUAUGUGUGCACCAUCAGGGGCAUUGAAACAACUGGAAAGGCUGUGUACAUCACAUCAACUCUUCCUUAUAUUGUCUUGACCAUCUUCCUUAUCCGUGGCCUAACACUGAAGGGGGCCACCAAGGGAAUUGAAUUUCUCUUCACACCCAAUGUCGCAGAACUGGCUAAUCCAGCCACCUGGUUGGAUGCUGGGACCCAGGUGUUCUUCUCAUUCUCUCUGGCCUUUGGAGGCCUCAUUUCCUUCUCCAGUUACAAUCCUGUACACAACAACUGUGAGAUGGAUGCAGUGAUUGUUUCUGUGAUCAAUGGCUUCACAUCUGUUUAUGCAGCAACCGUGGUUUAUUCCAUCAUUGGGUUCCGGGCCACGGAGAAAUAUGAUGACUGCUUCAGUCAAAACAUCCUGACCUUGACCAAUGGAUUUGAUUUGCCUGAAGGUAAUAUCACACAGGACAACUUUGAGUACAUGAAAGCUUUGUAUAAUGCAACUGACCCUGCUGCCUUUGCACAGUUGACUUUCAGGACGUGUGACAUGAAUUCUUUUCUAAAAGAAGGAGGACAGGGAACUGGUUUAGUCUUCAUUGUCUUCACUGAAGCCAUCACCAAAAUGCCACUUUCGCCUCUGUGGUCUGUCCUCUUCUUCAUAAUGCUGUUCUGUUUGGGUUUGUCAUCUAUGUUUGGGAAUAUGGAAGGUGUAGUUGUUCCCCUGUUGGAUCUUAAGAUCAUCCCUGAAAAAUGGCCCAAGGACCUUCUAACAGGUCUGAUUUGUUUGGGGACAUACCUCCUUGCCUUCAUUUUCACUCUGAACUCAGGACAGUACUGGCUCUCUCUGCUAGAUGGUUAUGCUGGAUCCAUUCCCCUGCUCGUCGUUGCCUUUUGUGAGAUGUUUGCAGUUGUUUACAUUUAUGGAGUAGACAGGUUUAAUAAGGAUAUUGAGUUUAUGGUCGGUCAUAAGCCAAAUAUCUUCUGGCAAAUCACCUGGAGAGUAAUCAGUCCUAUCAUCAUGUUAGUUAUAUUCCUCUUCUAUUUUGUGACAGAAGUCAGCAAGGAGCUGAAAUACAGUGUCUGGGACCCUGCAUAUGACAAGUUUCCUAUAGCAGAAGAAAAGCCCUAUCCUGGCUGGGUCUAUGUUGUGGUGGUUUUUGUGGUUGGAGUCCCAUGCCUCAUCAUCCCCUUGUUCGCCCUCUACAAGUUCAUCAGGAAUUGCUAUCAAAGGAAGCAUGACCAACAAGGGCUCGUCAAUGCCUAUUCUGUUCCCUCUGUGAAUGGAGAGCUGAAGAAUUAAG
Molecule: messenger RNA, 1906 nt
Organism: Vombatus ursinus (common wombat)
Lineage: Eukaryota; Metazoa; Chordata; Mammalia; Diprotodontia; Vombatidae
Gene: SLC6A19
Product: solute carrier family 6 member 19
Exons: 12
Coding region: 1-1905 (634 amino acids)
Biological process (GO): sodium ion transmembrane transport
Cellular component (GO): plasma membrane
Source: RefSeq, a predicted model, not a curated record